CGUCAAUGCAGCAUGGGCCUUAAUCUCUACUCCAGCACUAAAUAAUGCGUACAACGCCAAUAUUGCUCCAGGUGGUUUUGCCGCACCAUGCCCAGCGAUCCUAAGACCAUGGCCACGUGAUCCGCCACCUCUCGCUGACAGGUUCCUAUCUAAUGGUGGAAUUUCUUGGGGCAGAUGGAAUCCCGAAAUAAGCAAUGUCAAGGGUACUUCGGUUAGCUUUUCAUUCCCUCCAAUGGGCAUUUCCUGUAGGAAGAGGGCCAAUUCCUUUUGGUUGAGCCUUAACUCGGCACUGGGAGGACAUCAUCUGAAAUAGACGAAAGCGGCUGUGAAUCAAUAUUUCACCCAUGUGGGAGCUCCACGUCCACCUGGGAUGGCGCUUCAUCCGCGGGAUUCGCUUUAUUUCGAUUUAAAUAGAGCUGUUCAAGCUCGUGGUGCUCCUAGUCUUCAAGCACAACUAAAUCCGGACGCACCAGGCGUCCCAUCUCCCAUCCAUGACGUGACACCUGAGCUGUGGCAGAUGGUCGCCGACGCGUUCGCAAUAGAGCUCAUCGUGGUGUUCGAUGCCGUGAUGCUGAACAGACGCAGGCUGACCCUUGCUCGUGGUGAUCACAACGCCCGGCAGAUAUUCCUACUUCUUGAGGAAGAUGGAGCAUACAGGCCACUCGAACCUACAGUUCGUGAUCCGCCAGAUUGGCGUUACACGGAACAUAUGCCAAAAAGGAUUGAUCCUUCGGUACUUGAAUACAGGAGAUCGGCCGAGUAUAGAUCUCCCCUUUACCAAAUCGGUCCAAAUAAUCAUCUUCUCAUCCCUACAGCACCAAUCGAUGACCGAUCCACUGGGUUACCUCACGUACCCCACCCCAGAGGUGGCCUCGACGUCCUCCGGCAUGUCGUCGAUGAACCGGAUCCUGCGUCCAGCGUAAGAGGUACGCAGAUUCUACGCUAUCUGAAUACUGGGGAAUGGAUGUGAGGAGGAUUAGGUUUGGUUUGCUGCGGUGUAAAUAUUGGUUGACCUUUGGUGUAUGUUUUUGUAAUC
This is a messenger RNA of Hyaloscypha bicolor E, 1036 nucleotides long. RefSeq lists its product as uncharacterized. The transcript is spliced from 3 exons. NCBI's taxonomy places the organism in Eukaryota, Fungi, Ascomycota, Leotiomycetes, Helotiales, Hyaloscyphaceae. The coding region runs from base 371 to 970 and encodes 199 amino acids. The record is from RefSeq and is a predicted model, not a curated record.